GGUGCGGUCGGCAUGACUAGAAGCAACUCAAUUAAACUCUAAGCUUUUUCGAAGCGAUUGAAUAUGUACUUAUAAUUAUCAUAACUUAUUAAGGUUGUAAUUGUGUACCAGUAAGUGAUUUCAGUAUGUUGAAACUUCGUGCAUUAAACACCGAGUACUCUUCUGAUGAGGAUGCUCCUGGUAUGAGAAAGGAAGCACAGGAAGAGAUAGCUUUAGAUAUAUACACCAAGGCAUUGAGAUUGCAGUGUAACAAUAAUUAUGAUGAAGCAAAAGAAUCUCUAUAUCAGUUGCUCAAUGAAAACAUACCAUUGCUUGAGAGCCAAGGAGGCUUGCCAAAAACCAUGUCUACUAUUAAAUAUUCCUGUUACAUGAAUAUUGGUACAAUAGCAAUGAAACAGAACAAUGAGCAGGAAGCUCUGAAGAAUUUCCUGACAGCCUCUGAAUUGGACAAGACUGAUGUUACACUUUGGUAUAAGAUUGGUAUGCUGGCACUGAAGCUAGACAGAUUUCAGCAAUCAGCAUAUGCAUUUGCUCAAGGAUUAGAGUGCAGUGAAUCACACUGGCCUUGUUUGGAUCAGUUGAUUUCUGUGCUGUUUGCAUUACAAGAAACUGUAGCAUGUUUGCAGUACAUUGGCAAAGCAUUGAUAUUGGAUUCAUGUUAUGUGAAAGGAGUGGUCCUGAGGAAGCAGAUUUAUAGAGAUAAUCCUGCUACUGAAGAUUAUUACAAACAAUUCAAUGCUGAUCAUAUUUAUGAACCAGUGAUUGAUUAUGAAGUUACUGCUGAAGAGGAGAAAGAGUUUUUAAAUGAAGUAAGGAAGUUAUCUGAUAGGAUAAAUGAAGCUGAGAAGUUAUUAGCACCCAAACCAUUAGCAACAAUUCCACUGCCAAGAGGACUGAAAGACUUUACAUGGGUGGAAUUGGGAAAAACUGUAACUGAACUGCACCAAUAUUUAACUGACAACAAUAUGACUCAUCUUACAAAAGUUGAUAUCAAAAGAUGUAUGAGUAUUGAUGGAACAGCUAUGCCAGUUAUUGAAGAACUAGUUGAGGAAAUACCUAUUUCAAUAGGCAGUGAAAAUAGCAAAAAUGAAACACCGAAAACUUCGUGUGAUAAUUUAAAAGAGGCAAAAGAGAUAGUUGAAGUUUCGGAAACAGUUGAAAAUAGAAAUCAAAGUGGUGAAAGGAGACCCUCACAAAAUAGUGAAAAUGAAGUAGAUACUAAUACAUCAGUGAACCUUAUUGAAAAUGAAGAGAUGGAGCAAGACAAUGAUGAUCAACCCGAGCAGGAAGACGCGGGUACACCAAAGCAAGAUGCGAAUAAUCGUUCACUAACGAAAAGUGCUAAACGUAAACGUGACUUGGUAUCGGAAUUGCAAAUUUGGGGAUGGCAUAGUAAACGGAAAGCUACCAAACGGGCGAAAACAGAUAAGGACUAUCGCAUUGAAGACGCUUUAGUUAGAAUCAUUCCAAUGUAUUUAAUUCCCAAUGGAUUGCCAAGUGAUAGUUUGGAAAUGUUUGAAGAUUCGAGAAGUCCCAUUGAUACCUUGAGUAAUGAUGAUCAGAGCGCUAGAAUAGAUUCCUACUUUGGCAGUGAUGAAGAAAAUAAAGACGUAAAACAAUUCUGGUCACGCAACUGGAUUAAUCAUGACGCCAUUGAUUUGAUCGAGGCGUUUGUUCACGUAGUUGCAAAUCUUUGGAAGAAGAAAUGGCCGUUUGAAUUGAUCGAUUUGUAUGUCACUGCAUACAAUAUGUAUAGGGAACAUGCAUCACAUCCACGUUUGUUUAGUGAUCCAAUCGAGUUUGAGCCACUGAAGAAAGAUGCCUUGUGUACUUUGCUUUUUGGGGAACUAACUACCCAUACUAACAACAAAAAAUACCUAGAGGAAGAAAUUCACUGUACGUCUGUGAGCCAGUUAACAAUGCUCAGUGGUUGGGAGAAUUAUUGGGGCGAGGAAUAUACAGAUUUCGCAACCCGGGUGCAUUGGCUUCGAGCUCAUUUGUUUAAACAAAACAACCAAAAUAAUUUAGCGAUCAUGGCUCUGCAGUUGAUACACGAUGUGGUUGAUUAUUCAAAGUUAACUCUGAGUAGUUUUAAAUUAAUCAUUCCUAACAACGAAAAACACCAUAUUAUUAAUAAUUCUAUAAUGGAAGGAAUGCUUUCGAAACUAGAGUUAAUUGAUUCUUUAAGUCGUGUUGAAGAUUUGUACGAAAAAGAGGCUUAUGAUGAAGUGGCUGAGAUUUUAAAACUAACAUUUAAUUCAUCCAAUUCUAAGGUCACCUAUGGUAAAAUCGGUCGUCAAGCACAAUUAGGCAUGCUGAUGCAUUCUCUUUGGUACACGAACCAAACUGAUUGCUUCAUUUGGACAGAAAAAUGCCUGCAUGAAGCUUUGAAAUUUGUUAUUAAGCCCACAACGGAUUUUGAUAAAUGGGAAAUGGUUGUGGAGAAGUGUCUUCUAAUAAUGUACGAAUUGAUUAAAUGCGAAACGGUGCGAAUCAUUGAUAUUCUUCAAGAUGAUAAACGCUGUCGUUUGGUUGAAACGCUCACGACUUUGUGUCGGAAACAAAUAAAUACAGAACAAACUCGAAUGCCCAUGCAGAACUUUCUGCCUUAUCCUUGGAUUCUCUUGCAUUAUAUUUUAUUACGAGAUGAACAUAGACAACAGGCGAAAAAGGUGGUAAAUCACAUUUCCAAGGAUGAUAGAUCACUGGACACUACUCGUUUUGAUGAUGACGACGAGCUUCCAGCGUCAAUUGCAAUACUGUUUUCGGCCCAUGAAUUUUUAGGUCCUAAAGCUUGGUGCUUAGCAAAACAGGGCGAGUUGUUGCACUUUAUGUUGGAUUCUAUCAUAUAUAGGCUUGAUACACCCAUUUUGGAGCCCCACAGAGAUAAAAUUGAUAUACAUUUGGAGCAAGCUUUCUUUUGUUUGUAUCAGCAUCCAUGUAAGAAAAACAAGGUGUCUAGGCAUCUGGCUGAUCAUAAUGUUAAUCCUUUGCCCUUGACGUGGGAUCGGGCGCAACAGCUCUAUGAAUACUUUUGCCCGGAGGCACUUCCUGAAUUUGAUUCUUAUAAGUCGAUUUCAAUUUCUACAGAUUUAGAACAGCUUUUGCAGAGGAUAACGGCCAUUAUUCCGAAGGAAUGUGAUCCACAACCGAUGCUGCCUAAAAUCAGUGAAUACCUUCACGGUACUGUGAGUACACUGCCCGCAGCCACCGACUUUCCUCCCCGAAUUAAAGCAAUAUACUAUUUGCUUGGCGAUUAUUAUUUUAAGCAAAGCGAAGUAAAAAGAAGUUAUAAGUACUUCUUAUUAGAUUUGUGCAUUAAUCCUGGUCGCAUUGAUACAUGGGCUGGAUUGUCGCUUGGUAUUCACAGUCAGUUAGAAUCCAAGCUCAAUCAUUGCGAGCGUUUCAAAAACGAAAUGGAAUUUAUAGAAAAAGCGAAAAGUGCAAAAAUCUGCUUUAAAGAGGCAUUGAAAUUAAAUGACGAACAUGUAACUUUAUGGAUUGAGUUCGGUUCGUUUGAAUACAUGGUGCAUUCAUUUUGUUCGCGUGUUUUAAAGUACGAAUCUGAGAAUUUGAGCAUGGAAAAGUUUGAGGCCCUGGAAACUGAAAAAGAAGGCUAUUUGGAAAGUGCACGCAAUAGUUUUCAGAGGGCCUUAGAAGUUUAUCAGGUAGAUCAGGCCGAUGCAGAUGAACGUUGGUUGUUUCAUUACAUGAUGGGCAAAAUAGCGGAAAAGAGCCAAGCAGACCCCAAGACAUACUUGGAUCAUUACAUGCAGGCAGCUUCAUUGCUUCAUGAAAAUAAAUGCCAGUAUCCUGAGAAGAUUAAUUACAAUAAUCCUCAGCAUUUGUCUUUGGAAGCACUGGAGGUGCAUUAUCGAAUCAACGCAUCGAUUUUAAAAUAUUUGGAAGCGCACGACGGCAAACCAAUACUUGUUUCAAUGGGGAAAUGGUUCAAGAAAUGUUUAGAUAGUUCCGUUAUUCAGAAGAGUAAGUAUGAAACAAAAGCUGGGAGUAAGACUGAUUUGAUUCCAAAGGGUGAUGAUGAAAAUAUUCCAAAUGAAGUUAGGAAAGUUGUUGAUGAUCUACUUGAUAAAGUGGAAAAGCCUGAUAAGGAACAGGAGAAAGGGUCAGAUAGUGACGAUGUUGUUCUGAUUGAGUCUGACAAGGAUGAAGAAAAUACUGCAAAACAAAGUGAACCCGUUAUUCUUCCGAAAAUCAAAGUUCGUAAUAUUCAGGAGAUCAUGGAUCAAAUGAUGAAAGAUAAUUUGGAGAAGGGGAAAGAGCAAAGUGAUAGUGAUCAUGAAUUUUCUACAGGAAAUGUAGUUGCGACAGGGCCAAAUACGAAAAGUGGCGAUGAGAAAAGUGAGAAGAGUGAAAGAGAAGCUCGAAGUGAGGAUGAAGGGAAUAUCAGGAAAUCUACCACUACUGCUACGGAAGAUUCAAGUUCUUCUUCCAGUUCGUCCUCUUCUAGUUCAAGUUCAGAUUCUGAGUCUGAUGAUAGUUCUGCUACAAGUUCGACGGAUAGUUCCAAUGAAAACAUGUCCGAUAGUGAAAUCGUAAAUUUGGCGGAAAGAUGUAUUGUUGGAUUGGAACAUUGCAUCCGUCGCUUACCGCAGAACUACAAAGCUUUAUACCGCUUGGCGCAUGUUUAUUAUUCAUAUAGCAAAAAGAAGGAUUUAAACAGGUGCAAGCAGUUACUCAUGGGCGAGUACAAAUGCAAAAAUAGCGUAUUAGUAACCGGAUUAUUCAGUGACAGAAAGACCACCAAUUUUUUUAAUGGUAUUUGGCGUAUUCCAUCAAGUGAAAUUGAUAGACCUGGUUCAUUAAGCGCGCAUAUGAGUCGAUGCGUCACAUUGUUAUUGCAGGUUUUAAGGGACACCCAAGAUCACAAAACCCUAUUGGAAUUGUGUUUGCAAUGGCGUAGAGUUCCAGAUGCGGAUAAGGUUUACAUUCGUCAUAUUGAACGAGAACAAUUAUCAGAGGAUGCGUUAAAGAUGUGUAUACAAACACUCCGGACGCAACUUAAGGAAAUCGAUACGAUGUCACCACAAAAUGCUGAGCGCCUUUUGAUUGAUCUAUUUAAAGCAUACCAAAGGAGUCAGAAAAAUUUGGCCCAUCAAGAAAAAGUCUUUGCUGGAAUGCUAAUAGAUGGAUAUAAGAAGUUGAUGGGUGAUAAGUCGCCAGAAAACACUUCUGCAAUGCUGGAUUUGGCUGUAAAAUAUUGUCAGCAAACAAGAGGGGUAGAUAAAAUUAAGAAGCAGCAUAUUCAAGCUGUCUCGCCAAAGCCCAUUCCUACGGCCCCACUACCAACACUGCCACCUAUUGUCCAACCUACACCAAGUAAUGUGAAUUUUUCUCCUUCCCAAGCAAUGAAACGACCUACUUUGGGCCGGCCCCGAGGAAGACCACCUGGUUCAACCAAGUUUAAUCAAAGCAAAUUGGCAAGAGGAAGGAGUCCACUUACAAAUCCGUAUUCUUGGUCAAAUCCAUUAUAUCCCACCGCCCCUGCUGGGUUUGACUACUUUAAACAUUAUCAAGAUGAACUAAUUCGACAAUACAGCCAAAGUCAAUUUUCGAAUAUGUUUAGUGCUGGAUUGGGCAUGUCAGCAUCAACUGCCGCUGCCAGUGCAUUGAUUAAUCCUUCCACAACAAGCACAGCUUCCAAUCAGUUGCUAAAUGCCACUUUGUUACAGCAAUUAACCGCCGGUAUGAAUCCCACAAAUCAGUUAAGUCAGGCUUUGAGUCAAAUGAGCCCAAAUUUGUUAAAACAAACUCUUGAGACUCUUGGAAGUCAAAUGUCUGUUCCAAACCCAUCGCCAUUACUGGCUGGCUUGAGUGCAGAUAAAUUUAUGCAGUUGGCCGCCCUAGGUCAACAAGCAUCAUCUAAAACUAGCAAGGCAGCUACUAUUGCAAAGCCCAAGACUAAGGUGACUUCUUCACAUCAAGGCCAAAAAUUGUCAACCGCUGGUUCAUCUGCAGUUAUGUCAAAUAUGGGCUUUAAAUAUCCAUCAACAACGGAAGUGAAACGGAAGCAAUCUAAACCUAAGACUCAAGCCCCAGGGGGCUACGCUUCCUCUAAAGAAAUUCCACCUGCUCAUUCAACAUCAACAGCUAGUUUAUCAAUGGAUAAGUCGAACUCGUUGAUGAAAGAUCGUCCGGGAAUAUCAAUCACACCAAUUGCACAGCCAUUAGCUAAAGUACCAACCGGGUCGCCUGGAACAUCCAACCCAACAAUUCCCACUUCAUCAAGUCCAGGCAAAACACUUCAAGAAAAGCUGGCUGAUAAGCAAAAGCAGCAGAAACAGGCUGCGAAGAGUCUUGAUUUCUCAUCAACAUCGCCUUCGACAUCUGCUAUGUCUUCGACGAUGCCCUAUCCUAUGUUUCCAACGCCUGCAGAUUUAAAAAAUUACCAAAAUGUAAUUCCAAAUUAUUUACUCGAGUCUGGAUUAUCCAUUAGCCAAGUGCAACAGAAAAUCUCCAAACCAACUUCAUCCCAACUAAGUACAAGUUCAAAUAAAUCGAAACCGUCUGCUAGCUCCAUGCCCAUUUCCAUGAGUGUAGUAAAAAAGGCUCCAGAGAAGACAUCUAAGCCACCUGCGGAAGAUGAUGUUAUCAUAAUAGAAUAAUUAAUUUGAUUUGUUACUUUUCAUUCAAUCUUUGUCAAUUUAAUUGAUUUGCAUAAAAGAGUUUUGUAUACUCGUA
This is a messenger RNA of Dalotia coriaria, 6702 nucleotides long. Its product is annotated as calcineurin-binding protein cabin-1-like. Gene Ontology annotation, cellular component: nucleus. The transcript is spliced from 12 exons. NCBI's taxonomy places the organism in Eukaryota, Metazoa, Arthropoda, Insecta, Coleoptera, Staphylinidae. Gene Ontology annotation, molecular function: nucleosome binding; protein binding. The record is from RefSeq and is a predicted model, not a curated record. The coding region runs from base 126 to 6626 and encodes 2166 amino acids. Gene Ontology annotation, biological process: chromatin organization.